Planococcus citri (citrus mealybug) is the source of this 1781-nucleotide messenger RNA. RefSeq names its product probable ubiquitin carboxyl-terminal hydrolase FAF-X. The record is from RefSeq and is a predicted model, not a curated record. Lineage: Eukaryota; Metazoa; Arthropoda; Insecta; Hemiptera; Pseudococcidae. The transcript has 5 exons. The coding region runs from base 498 to 1340 and encodes 280 amino acids.
CUAUCUUGAUCGUUAAAAUACAAUAUAGAUAUAUAUUUACUCGUAUUCGUUUCAGGUAAAGAAUAUAAAUUUGUUGCAAUUUGACCCUGGUCAGCUGACGGAAAGCGGUAUGAAAUGUUUCGAACGAUUUUUCAAAACUGUCAAUUCAAAAGAAAGAAAAUAACGCCAGAAAAGAAGAGAUUAUCAGACUGACGAUCUUGAUUUAAUUGGAACUGAAUAUUUAUGGAGGGUACAUACCGUAUGAUUUGUUCGCAGUGAUUUGAAAUUCUUUGUAAUGAAUGAUUUUGUUUCGUUAUUUUGAAUAGGUGCUUACUUAUGGUGGUGACGCGAUCGCAAAUUGAGCUAUAGAAUUAUUAAAAGAGGUGAACACGAAUUUAGGCCCUCGUUUGCAAACGUCGUUGUGUGAUUUUCAUGAUAACCAUAUACCUGAGUGUAUCAAUCGUCUGAGAGCCUUAUACGAUACCAUAAGUAUAUUAAGCAAGCAAGAUAGCUCGUGUAUGGAAUCGAACGAAGGUCCUGUCAAGAAUCCAAUACGUAAAGAAUCUGUCAGGAUGUGUCGUAUCUUGAGAGUCUUAUACGAGUAUAUUAACGAAUGUGAUAAUAACUUCGCAUCCGAAAGGAAACUGUUACCUUUGUACAGAGCCGGACGAGGAAAACAUGUAGCUUUAAUCGUGCGACUCGCCAAUACCGGACGACAACCCGAUGAGAUAGAAUUAGUUUUGCACGGAAAUAUGACUGUCGGAUGUUUGAGGAAACAGAAAUUGCGUAAAUUGAAAUCGAUUUCGAAUAAUCUGAAAGUAGAAUUGUACGCGAACGGAGAAAUGUUGGACCCAAUUGACGAUAAAAGACUGAUAUCGGAUAUCCCUGCUAUUAAAGAUAAAUCGUUAUUGACAGCAAAGCUCGUGCAAGGAAGUGGUAAUUUGGUUAGUUCACCCGACGAUAGCAGUUCCGAUAGUUCAACUGGUUCACCGCACCAUGCGUUAGAUUUCUCUCCAAAUGAAGAUGAAAUGUACUUACCUGGCGUGAUUAUAUCGCGUAACGAACAAUACACCCAGUUCUUUUUUCAAAUCGCCGAUCGAGGUUGCGAACUAGGCGAUUCGGAUCUACGCGAUGCUGCCAGAAAUAUCCUCAGAAUUAUUCCACCUGAUCAAAACACUGUGGAGAAUUUAUACAUUUCAGAAGAAAUACUAGCUUCUAAACGUUUGCUCAGACCAGAUACAAAUCUUGAUUCAAUUAUCCAAACACAGUACUCAUAUCAAGAAGAAACAAAAGCUCAACAGUUUGAAGCUAUAGAAGAGCUGAAUGCUCGAUCAACGAACGUAUUGAAGCCUAAAACCUAAACGAAACGCGUUUCUAGCGUCCGUAGCAAUCUCAAAAUGCUGAUGAAACUCGAGUGUUUGAUUAAUAAUUCUGACUCGAAUGCGCUCAAUGCUUCCGUCAAUCCUCAGCCUUCAAUUACUGAAAACUCAUUUCGGUAGGUAAUACUAAACCUCUUUUUAUAAUGACUGUAGAAAGCUACGGAAAAAACGUAGAACGCGGUUGUACACAAAAUUUCAAAGUGCUUUUUUACGGCAAAGUAAAAUUCCGUAGCUUCUUACGAUUAAUGUUACGGAAAAAAGUACGGUGCCGUAAAAAAAAACACUUUGAAAUUUUGUGUACAACUGUUCUAAGUUUAUUCCGUAGCUUUCUAUACUUUCUACGGUCAUUAUAAUUAAAAGGCUCAAGCUUCGGAAGCAUAUUGUGUGAAUUGCUGAAGAUUAUGCAAAAUCUGACAACUUUGA